AUGGCGGCGAACGUGCAGAACAUCCCUGGCCGAACAGACUGGGCAGAGGAUGAUACCGAAGACUUGGCGACCGCCAUCCCACCACCACAAAUCACCAAGAACAAGGAUGGCACAGAGACAAUAAUUACUGUCUUCUUGAACGAGGAUGGGAAACGCGUAAAGCGCACUCAACGUAUCCGCCGCACAGUAGUCAAGAAGAAGGAGAAUCCUCGUGUGGCAGAGCGACGACAAUGGGCCAAGAUCGGGCCCGAGGCAGGCAAACCCGCCGGUCCGCGACCAGAUACCACGACCCUUGGUGAGAACAUAAUCUUCCGCCCCGUGAUGGGCUACAAGAGCGGUCAAGUGCAGGAGAAAGCGCCCGAGGAGGAUCGCAAGGCGGAGCAGCUGAAGAAGAUGCAGAUCAAAUGUCGUAUCUGCAGUGGUGACCACUUCACGACCAAGUGUCCUUUCAAAGAUACCAUGGCGCCUGAGGGCGCUGAAGGAGGCGCCGCGGCGGAUUUGGGUGAGGAUGCUGAUGAUACUGCUGGUGCGGCUGGGGCGGGUGCAGGAGGUAGCAACUAUGUACCGCCACAUCUGCGCAAGGGUGCUGCUGGGGCUGGUGGUGGCGAGAGGAUGGGUGGGAAAUACGAGCGGGAUGAUCUGGCUACGUUGCGUGUCACUAACGUCUCCGAGUUUGCUGAAGAGUCCGACCUCCGCGAAAUCUUUGAGCGCCACGGUCGCGUUACUCGUGUUUUCUUGGCCAAGGACAGGGAGACGGGCAGAGCUAAGGGUUUCGCUUUCGUGUCAUAUGCUGACCGCAGCGACGCGUCGAGGGCGUGCGAAAAGGUGGAUGGGUAUGGUUUUGGUCAUCUGAUCUUGAAGGUGGAGUUUGCAAAGAAGGCUACUUAA
Recurvomyces mirabilis is the source of this 888-nucleotide messenger RNA. It is a transcript of the gene TIF35, whose product is annotated as translation initiation factor eIF3 subunit g. The transcript is spliced from 2 exons. The coding region runs from base 1 to 888 and encodes 295 amino acids. Lineage: Eukaryota; Fungi; Ascomycota; Dothideomycetes; Mycosphaerellales; Teratosphaeriaceae. Gene Ontology annotation, cellular component: cytoplasm; eukaryotic translation initiation factor 3 complex. Gene Ontology annotation, molecular function: translation initiation factor activity; RNA binding. The record is from RefSeq and is a predicted model, not a curated record.